Messenger RNA from Nematostella vectensis (starlet sea anemone), 980 nucleotides. Its product is annotated as homeobox protein vab-15. The transcript is spliced from 2 exons. Gene Ontology annotation, molecular function: DNA-binding transcription factor activity, RNA polymerase II-specific; RNA polymerase II cis-regulatory region sequence-specific DNA binding. Bases 50 to 787 code for a protein of 245 amino acids. The record is from RefSeq and is a predicted model, not a curated record. NCBI's taxonomy places the organism in Eukaryota, Metazoa, Cnidaria, Anthozoa, Actiniaria, Edwardsiidae. Gene Ontology annotation, cellular component: nucleus. Gene Ontology annotation, biological process: regulation of transcription by RNA polymerase II; cell differentiation.
CUUACUUGACUGCCAACAAGAACACAAACACAGUAAAAGUAAAGGAAACAUGGCGUCAACAGUACAGCUACCCGAGCCAAAUCUCAUCACACGCCAAGACCUGGAGCAGAGGAAAAUUCCAUUCACGAUCAACGACAUACUGCCUGCAGUACCACAGGCCAGCAGCAACUCGUCUCUGGCCAGUCAGCCCAGUCCUCCUCUGUCAGUAACCGAGUCCGAUUCAUCCGCCGAGAGAGAUUCGAGACCUCAGACGCCAGACUCGGACCCAGCCCCUGACAAAGCGACCAAGCCUCGGCGCUCAUUCUUUUCCGCUGACCAGGUGAGCCAGUUGGAGCGCGUGUUCGCCGCACGGCAGUACGUAUCGGCCAAGGAGCGCGCGGAGAUCGCCGAGACACUCAACAUGACCGACGACCAGGUCAAGAUCUGGUUCCAGAACAGGCGAGUGAAACGCAAGAGAAAGCGCGCCGAGGAGACUGAGUACUACACAAAGCUAGCACUGUACAACACAGCGAUAGAACCACAGCCAACCCAAGGCUUCCGCCCAUAUCCAGGACCUCCCCCAGUACUAUCACCACAGGUAUACCGCGGCUAUCCGUUCCAGUACCCAGGCACACCACCACCACCGAUGUACCCAGCCUUCCCGCCCAGUUUCCCUCUCAGCCCGCCACCGGAGUAUCCUGGGCUUCCUGUGUCGUCACCUGGACGGGUGUGCAACAGACCCGACUGCAACUGCGGGGGGCGACCGCUGAACGAAAUGGCUGCACAGAUGUACGACCUCUACCCAUGAUUUUUUUAAAAAUAAGGAAUUACAUAGAUUUUAUGCGUAUAGAAAGAAUUAUAUAAACGAUUUCCUAUCCCGUGUAAAUAGCUAUUUUUUUAUUUUUAAUAAAUGCUUUUAGCCGUAGUUUUCAGUAUUAUUUUCAUAGACGCACAGAAUAAGUUUAAAGCUUGGAGGGGAAAAAUAAAAGGCGCUUUUGGCG